ACUGCUGGGCCGGGCCACUGCCCAGGGGAAGCCUCCGGCUGAUCGGAAGCCGGGCUUCGCCGGCGGACAGCCAAGCGCGCAGGCUUCCUUCAAUCGCCACAGCAAGGCGGACCUGCCUCCGUCCCCCAGCGGUCACUCGGUCUCUCGCGCGCAUGCGCAGGCUCCAGCGGCGUCCUCCCCGCUCCUUCCCUCCCUCAUCCGGGUCCUGGGCGAGCGGGCCCCGUGCGCGUGUCCCGCGACCGAGCUGCUAAUAAAGUUGCGCCGAGGAGCAGCGCAGCGACGGCGCCGGAGAGUGCGCGCAGCCGGCGGGACUUGAACCAAUGAAAACUUAUGGCACUUACGAAGAUAAAUGUCACUACUCCCUUUUUAAUUGGAACUUUGCUUAGAACCUGUAUGUGACUUCUCAUCUGUCCUUUCAGUAGCCACUGACUUUGAGUUGCCGGAAAGUCUCAGAAGAUUUGUAUCAAAUGACGUCAAUGGCCAGCUUGUUUUCUUUUACUAGUCCAGCAGUAAAGCGAUUGUUGGGCUGGAAACAAGGUGAUGAAGAGGAGAAAUGGGCAGAAAAGGCAGUCGAUGCUUUGGUGAAAAAGCUGAAAAAGAAAAAGGGUGCCAUGGAGGAACUGGAGAAAGCCUUGAGUAGUCCAGGACAGCCAAGCAAAUGUGUCACUAUUCCCAGAUCUUUAGACGGACGUCUUCAGGUCUCUCACAGAAAAGGGUUACCCCAUGUUAUAUAUUGUCGUGUUUGGCGCUGGCCUGAUUUGCAGAGUCAUCAUGAGCUGAAGCCAUUGGAUAUUUGUGAAUUUCCUUUUGGAUCUAAGCAAAAAGAAGUUUGUAUCAACCCAUACCACUAUAAGAGGGUGGAGAGUCCAGUCUUACCUCCAGUAUUAGUGCCUCGUCAUAAUGAAUUUAAUCCACAACACAGCCUUCUGGUUCAGUUUAGAAACCUGAGCCACAACGAACCACACAUGCCACAAAAUGCAACGUUUCCAGAUUCUUUCCACCAGCCCAACAACACUCCUUUCCCCUUAUCUCCAAAUAGCCCCUAUCCCCCUUCCCCUGCUAGUAGCACGUACCCCAACUCCCCUGCAAGUUCUGGACCGGGAAGUCCAUUUCAACUCCCAGCUGAUACUCCUCCUCCUGCCUAUAUGCCACCAGAUGAUCAGAUGGGUCAAGAUAAUUCCCAGCCCAUGGAUACAAGCAGUAAUAUGAUUCCUCAGAUUAUGCCCAGUAUAUCCAGUAGAGAUGUUCAGCCUGUUGCCUAUGAAGAGCCCAAACAUUGGUGUUCAAUUGUCUACUAUGAAUUGAACAAUCGUGUUGGGGAAGCUUUUCAUGCGUCUUCUACUAGUGUGUUAGUAGAUGGAUUCACAGACCCUUCAAAUAACAAAAGUAGAUUCUGCUUGGGGUUGUUGUCAAAUGUUAAUCGUAAUUCGACAAUUGAAAACACUAGGCGACAUAUUGGAAAAGGUGUUCAUCUGUACUAUGUUGGCGGGGAGGUGUAUGCCGAGUGUCUCAGUGACAGCAGCAUAUUUGUACAGAGUAGGAACUGCAACUUUCAUCACGGCUUUCAUCCGACCACGGUGUGUAAGAUUCCCAGCAGCUGCAGCCUCAAAAUUUUUAACAAUCAAGAGUUCGCUCAGCUUCUGGCUCAGUCUGUCAACCACGGGUUUGAGGCAGUAUAUGAGCUCACCAAAAUGUGUACCAUUCGAAUGAGUUUUGUCAAGGGCUGGGGAGCUGAGUAUCAUCGGCAGGAUGUUACCAGCACGCCAUGCUGGAUUGAGAUUCAUCUGCAUGGGCCUCUCCAGUGGCUGGAUAAAGUCCUCACUCAGAUGGGCUCCCCCCUGAACCCCAUAUCUUCUGUUUCAUAGUGCAGAAAUGUUCUUCUCAAUUAUAUUCUUAGUGGACUUGUUUUAAUUUUAGGGAAACUUUCAGUACAGAAACUGUGACCUUACAUGGAAAACAGAUAUUAUAGCUGAUUUUUUUCUACAUAAUUGUGACCAAUACAUUUGUAUUUUGUGAUGAAUCUACAUUUGUUUGUGUUCAUGUUCAUGUGAUUAACUCUCAAAAGUAUUGUGAAAGAUACAGAGUAAGUAUUGUGCCCCAGUUCGGAAGUUUGGCAUCGAUCUUAGACUAGAACAUACUUUUGCCUUAUUGUCCCAACAGUUUAUUUUUUAAGUUUUCUUGAAAAAAUAAUAAUCACAAAAUGAAAAAUUAUAAUAGUAUGAAGGGUAUGCAGUGAAAAGUCUUCCCUUGGACUCUUGGCCCUCCAGAAGCUGUACUUUUACCAGUUUCUUUUAACCACCAACUUAAAAAAAGUAGAAUUCAUUGUUUUGUAAAAGCAUAUGGUAGGGGCUUAAAAGAAACUAUAAAAGAGUAUCUUUUAUUUGAAAGGACACUAAUUAGUGUUCAGUACAAGCGAAAUGAUAGUUUUCUAGAUGACAUCACAGAAUUUACAUUUAAUACAGCUAAAUGUCUGUCAGUGUUUUGUGAUUUAACUCAGUAUAUCUUUUGUAAAACAUUUCCUUUUUUAAGAAAAAUUAUUGCAAACAACAACAGAUCUCCAGUAUAUGUCGUUUACUUAGAACCUGUCCUAAGUACUAGUUUAUAGCUGGUGACAGCACACACCUGGCCUUACUCAGCUUUGUUUGCUGCUUUUGGCCCAUGUUGCAAGAACUCUAAUUUUAACCUGCAUUAAUCUUUUACUUUGCACUUUGAUGGGUGACAGUUUUUAGUGUAACUUUUUGUGAAACACAACUGACUUGUACUUAGAUGCUCAUCCAUACUUCCUUUUGUAUUAACAAACACACUGCAAUUUAUAGAUUACUGUUGUAGGAAGCUACACUUUUUCUAACUUUUAUUGUAUUUUCAACCUAGAUUAUAAGACUGUUAUUCUAUAGCUCCAACUUAAGGUGCCUUUUUAGUUCCCUACAAUUUUAUGGUUGUUAUUAAUGUUGGAAAAUCAUGUACUUAAUCCCGUUGCUCAUAGGAGCCUCUUCUGUCUGGCUACAGUGAUGAGGCUUCUGGUUUGAUACUUAUAUGAAUCAGUGGUGGUUAUUGAGAUAGCUGAUUUUAAAAUGGUCACAUAUCAAUGAAUGUAGACUGUUCUCUCAGUUAUCAUGCAUGCUCUUUUCUUCUCAUUGUUUUUUUUUUUUAGCACCUGUGUGGAUGCUAAUCUCCAGAACACAACCCUCAGAGAGAAAAGACAUGAAAACGCUAAUAAAAUAUCCAGUUAAUCAGUCAUGCUUAAAAGGUUUUGGGUAAAGAGCUUUUAACCUCUUUUUCUAAGGAGCGGUCAAGUGGACACUUAGUUAGGGCAUGAGAACAAAGACAUUAUUUUGAAAAAAGAAAAUGACCUAAUUUACCUACCAGAAGCAGCUUAUUUUCUGGUGCCUUUUGGAAGUAGGUGGAACCAUGUCAAUCUUCUGUUUAAAAUGUUAGUUUGGUUUGACUUUCUACUUUGCCCUUUCUGCUUUUAUGAGGAUACAGUGCAUUUUUUGAGCAGAGGAGAAUGUGAUCCCUUUUGUUUUCUGUGGUGUUAUUUAUUGCCUUUACAGAGUGCAGCUGAUGGAUGGUUUUCAUUCUUGUAGAUAAAGUGCCGUAUGUGUAUGUGUUUCAGCUCACAACCCUUCGCUGGGUUAAAAGAAUACUUUGAGAGUCAUCUGAGCCUUAAACAUGAGUUUUACAUGCAUUCUCAGUCUCCCAGAGUUGUGUUAGCCACACCUGAGAGAGGAUUGUUUGCUUAGUGAUGGAAUUCAGCCCUUUACAAGGUUCUUUUACUUACUAGACUCAAGCUGCAAUCUUUGGAACAAAUUUGUUGAAAUAAGACACCCAGGUUGAAUGACAGAUACAUGAGAUCAGCUCUAGUGUGCUUGAACUGGUUGGUGGUGGACACUACUGAAUUGUUUUAUGGAUGCUUUCAAUUGAAUUAAUCAAAAAUUGUUUCUAUUCAUGUCACACUUUAGAAGUAGCAGGAUUUUAUGUGACUGGCCUUUUGUUUGUUUUCUCUAAGAGGUUGUGUCUCAUAAAAGGACAGUACUAAAACUAAUUAUUAAGAAUUUCAUAAAGUGUAAGUCUGGUGUAUUUCUUAAAAGUUGUCAACUCCACACCCCUAAAUUUUAAAUUAAAACUUUAUUCACUCUGCUUCAGUAAUUUCAGAGGAUGCCCAGUAUCCAAAGAUAGGAAAUAAAAAUUGCCAGUAAGAUUAAAAAAAAAAAAAAAAACCUAAGUAAAAUUCUGAUACUAAUGAAAAGAAAGCACCUCUGAAAGAACCUAUUUCAGAAAAUUAGUUUAAAGUUUUUAUUUAAUCUCCAGAAUAGUUUAUAAUCAAAUGUAUAAAAACAUCAACACCACUGGAAAAUCACAUUUUAUAGCAUGUACUAUGUAUUAAUACAUGCCUGCUUAUAAGAGUCUGGGAAUAAUAAAAUUACAACCAGUUUGGUAAAUGCCAAAAGAGGAAUAGAAUAAAAAUUAAUUUCAGUAAUGAAUUAGAGCAACAAAAAGAUGUUGAUUGGGAAAAAAAAAUUUGAGAGGUGCAUCUGACUAAAGUAUCUAUGUAAUAAGAAUAUUAUGGUCUGGUUGAUAUUGCUUGGCUUAAGUUACAGAGUGUAAACUAAUAGGCAUGUUAUUGAUCUACUUAGGCUAACUUUUUCUUUAUAGAUUAAGGAAGACAUUAGUCAAAAUGUCAAAUACAUACCUCAGAAUAUAAAUCAUUUUUCACAUUUUGUUACAUAAGGAAACUGUGAUAAUAGAAUUGGCUGGGUUUCUGAGGUGAAAUUCACAGUAAUAUUACUAAGUAGUUCAGUAAGCUAUACCCAGUAGUACAGAAAGAGGCUGUAGCUGUAUUAUGCUUUUCCUAACAUUUGAGAGUUUGACAUCCUUUUAGGAUGUAAAAUGAUCAACAGUAUUCAGAUCUGAAAUCUCCUGUAAAGAUUAGAACUGGGGCUCACACUGUCACAGCUCCAGUAUUACCCGAGGGUAUCCGUAGGAGACAGUUCCCCUGUAAACAGUGUUCUUUUGAAGGUGAAAGUUUAUAUAAAACAUGAAGUCCUAUCAAUAGCAGAGAAACUCUACAAGGUCUGAUGGCACCUGUUUAAGUGCCGUACUUCCGUCAUCGAGAGCAUCUGAUAAUACCCGUUUGGAUCCAUUUCUUUAAACUUUCUGGUUUGCUUAAUAUUACUUUGGAUCAUUGUCAUUUUCUCACUUAAAAUAUAUUAAUAUCUCUUAUGUUUCCUGAAGAAGGAAGACUCUUUUGAUAAUUAUUGAAUUCAACUUCCAAAGACGAGUUAAAUUUUGGAUCUAUUAACUUUUAUUUCAGGAGGGUCAGGGCCCUUCUUUGUCUUACUAGUUAAAUCCCCACUUAAUCUCUCAGGUCUGAAUAUAAAUGUGUGUCCUCAUUACAGCCAUCAGCUCAGUAAGCCAGAAUCUUUUAAGGUGGUAGAUAGCCUGGUGGUUUUCAGAUGUUUUAUCAUUUUAAUGGGAGGGAGUUUUUCUAAGCAUUGGUUUAUGGGUGGUCUUGGCUAUUUAAUAGGGAAGCAGCUUUUUUGGGGGUGUUUUCUGGUUUGAUGCCUGUGUACCCUAGAGCAACAGCAUUUUCCUCUUUGAUACAGGUGGGAUUCUGGGGUGGUUUUCUUCUCACAGAAGAUGCAUGAAUGAAAAGUGAGAUUUCAAGGCAUUUCUUCUGCAUAAAUAAUUCUACCUGCUGGACAAAUUUUUGGAGUUCACCAAUUGCAGUUUAGCAUGUCCUAAUUAUAAGAGGUAACAGUAUUUAUCAAGCUUUUGUAAUACUGGAUUAUUCAUAAUAGAAACAUACCUCCUAAAAUGCAACUGUUUUAAUUGAAGUGUCACCCUAAAACUAGGUGGUUUACAAAAACCAGUGAGAGGGAUUUUAUAUAUAAAUAUUUUCAAAGUAAGAGCUUAUGACGGUAUUUGCUGGUAGCAGUUACUGUAAAACAAGUGAUGAGUUGUGUUGAAAAGAUCCAGUUUUAGAGCAGGACUCUUGUCAUUCAUGGCAGAGUGAAAAAGAUUUGUAUGGUUCUUGUCCAAAUAAGUGUUUAAAAUUCACAAAAUCAUCAUAAACCAUGUCCUUUAAAGAUUUAUUUGAAGAUGCUGUGUUUAAACGUUCAGCAUUUUGUGUACAGAUAUUUCCCUCCCAUGAACAGGUAGUGCCUUCUUAAUACUAGCUGGUGUUAGCUAUAACAAAACUCCAGUGAGGCCAAGAAUCCCAAGUUCUUUAUAAAAGAAGAAAUCAAGAGCCAGACUGUGUGUGUCUUCUAAUACCAGUGGAGCUGAUGUUGCUUUGAUUUAUUCACAAAGUGUUUUAACUCCAGGGACUCUUGAAGAUCGGUAAUAGUUGGGCAAGUGAUUUUCUUCUUGGCCUGGUUGGUUAAAGUUGCAUUUUGAAAAAUCACUUAUUUUAAAAUUGGAUAGGAUUAUAAUAUGAAAACUGGGUGUUUGUACGUAGCUGCCCAUGUUCUCUUAAAAAGAUGUUUCAUAUACAGAUGAUAAAGACCAAACCAAGGGCUGCACCAUAGGUCUGCUGCUUAUUUGUACUUGUUCUGCUUUUAUGUUGUAGAAAAUUAAACUCUAGCAACAUGCUUCAAUUCUGUUCUUUUUUGAUACUUACAAAAAUGUAUUAGGUCUUACUAUAUUGUGCUUUUCAAAGCCAUAACUUUAAGGACUUUGUUUUUGCAUAUUGUUUGCUAAUACUUUAUUUUAAUAAACCUCAAAACCUG
Manis pentadactyla (Chinese pangolin) is the source of this 6728-nucleotide messenger RNA. It is a transcript of the gene SMAD5, whose product is annotated as SMAD family member 5. The transcript is spliced from 7 exons. Gene Ontology annotation, biological process: BMP signaling pathway; transforming growth factor beta receptor signaling pathway; cell differentiation. Gene Ontology annotation, cellular component: heteromeric SMAD protein complex. Lineage: Eukaryota; Metazoa; Chordata; Mammalia; Pholidota; Manidae. The record is from RefSeq and is a predicted model, not a curated record. Gene Ontology annotation, molecular function: DNA-binding transcription factor activity, RNA polymerase II-specific; I-SMAD binding; RNA polymerase II cis-regulatory region sequence-specific DNA binding. The coding region runs from base 468 to 1865 and encodes 465 amino acids.